AAAUCAGGGAAGACGGGAAAUGCUGUGUGAAAAUAGCAAUCCAAAAGUUCUUAGUAAACUGCUGCCAGAGAGACUCAGUUUAGGAUGGAGGUAGGAAGAGCUGAGACAGAGUGGGCUUAAUUCUAAGCUUUUCUUCGGGCUGAGUUUCUGUUGCUUGUUAACUUAGAGAAUUUACAGAUACAUGCUUGCUGGUGGUGUGAAGGCUGGGACAGAACCAACAUCAACAUUCUGAGCUAGAGUUUGGAAUACCAGUGUGUGUGUGUGUGUGUGUGUGUGUGUGUGUGUGUGUGUGUGUGUGAAUUCAGAGUGUUUUUAAGGAAGAUAAAGAGCCUCGCACAGAUCUUACCUUCAGCACCUAACUGAUAACCAGAAGUUACAAAGCAGCAUCUUGAAGGCACAUUUGAAGAGAGAAGUCUUGAGAUGACUCCAGACAAUUGUUCCCACCUGAACUUAGAAGUGGACCCUUUCCUGUCCUGCAAUGACACCUUCAAUCAAAGUCUGAAUCCCCCCAAGAUGGAUAACUGGUUUCACCCGGGAUUCAUCUAUGUCAUUCCUGCAGUUUAUGGGCUUAUCAUCGUGAUAGGCCUUAUUGGCAACAUCACGCUCAUCAAGAUCUUCUGUACCGUCAAGUCCAUGCGAAAUGUGCCAAACCUGUUCAUCUCUAGCCUGGCUUUGGGAGACCUGCUGCUGCUGGUAACAUGUGCCCCUGUGGAUGCCAGCAAGUACCUGGCUGACAGGUGGCUAUUUGGCAGGAUUGGCUGCAAACUGAUCCCCUUUAUACAACUGACUUCAGUGGGGGUGUCUGUCUUCACACUUACGGCACUGUCAGCUGACAGGUACAAAGCCAUUGUUCGGCCAAUGGAUAUCCAGGCAUCACAUGCCCUGAUGAAGAUCUGUCUCAAAGCUGCCUUGAUCUGGAUCAUCUCUAUGCUGUUGGCCAUCCCAGAGGCUGUGUUUUCUGACCUCCACCCCUUCCAUGUGAAAGAUACCAACCAAACCUUCAUUAGUUGUGCCCCCUACCCACACUCCAAUGAGCUGCACCCUAAAAUCCACUCCAUGGCUUCCUUUCUGGUUUUCUACGUUAUCCCACUGGUGAUCAUCUCUGUCUACUACUACUUCAUUGCCCGAAAUCUGAUUCAAAGUGCCUACAAUCUUCCUGUGGAAGGCAAUAUACAUGUCAAGAAGCAGAUCGAAUCCCGGAAGCGGCUUGCUAAAACCGUACUGGUGUUUGUGGGCCUCUUUGCCUUCUGCUGGCUCCCCAACCAUGUCAUCUACCUGUACCGUUCCUACCAUUACUCUGAGGUAGACACCUCCAUGCUCCACUUUGUCACCAGCAUCUGUGCCCGCCUCCUGGCCUUCACCAACUCCUGUGUGAACCCCUUUGCCCUUUAUCUGCUGAGCAAGAGCUUCCGGAAGCAGUUCAAUACUCAGCUCCUCUGCUGCCAGCCUGGCCUGAUGAAAAGGUCCCACAGCACAGGCAGAAGUACCACCUGCAUGACUUCCUUCAAGAGCACCAACCCCUCGGCUACCUUCAGCCUCAUCAACGGAAAUAUCUGUCAUGAGGGGUAUGUCUAGACUAACCUUCAACCUUGCCUCUUAAGGAACUCCCAGUAUUGUUCUACAGAUGUCCAGGAGCCCUGGAAUUGACUGCUGUCUCUAAUACCUUCCAAAGACUCCUCAGGAGGAUGAGUGAUACAGUCGGGUGGGAGAGAUGCAUCAAUCACCAUUGUAUCUUAAAGUAAGCCAGCAGGCUUCAUUUUCCAUCUCAACUGUGAGGACUUCUUCUGAUGGAGAUCAAAUCUUCCUUUAAAAAAAAAAACAAGGAACAAAUUGGAAGUUAUUAUUCAAAGCACCAAGCCCUGCUAGGCAAGUAUGGUCAAUUAAGUCUUAGAAAUUAUAUGAACAAAGAAAGCAGAGAAACCUUGCAUUGGGUAUCUGCUCUGUGAGUUAUUUUCUUUAAACAGAAGCUGAUUGCUUUCAAAACAUGUCUUGGCUCUUUUUUUUCCCAGAAAUAUCUAUAAUAUGUAAACCAAGGGACAACUUUUAUUUACAUUCCUAAAAUGAAAAGCCAACUCUAAAAAAGAGUCCCAUGUGUGAGGAAUGGACUCCAUUUAUAACAUUGGAAGCCAGUGUAAUAUAAAACAAACCACUAAAUAUUGACUUUUUCAAAGAUGUUGCUGAGGACACAGAAGAAACACUAAAUAGAAAAUGUUAAGGCACAAUACAACCAAACAUAGAUCCAUGUACGGCUAUGGAGCAAUGGCUUAUGCUCAAAUUUCCUAUUUCAUAGAAAUUCUGAUUCUUGUUAACCCAAUUCUGGUCAUUAUAGUGUCAUUCUACCAUAGAAGAGAGAUCUUUUUGUGGGGAAAAAGGCUUAUUUUAUCUAAGUAGUAACUAUUAUGCAUGUAUAAAGGAUGACAUUUAUUCUUGAUAUACAUGUUUUGAAUCAAGUAUAUUUGCUUAGGGUUAACUGUCCUUGCUGUAGUAAAGCAUUAGUUUCAAUACAAGAAAGAUAAUUUUUCUGUGCAGAAAUAAAAUCAUGUCUAUAUUGAAUGUAUAGUUCCACCUAAAGUGUGCAAAGAAAAUUAGUAUAAUUUUACUAAUGUGACCUUGUGUCUGAGCAUGUGUUAAAAAGGAGCCACAGAAAGCUUAAAUUGUUGAACUGACCAAAAAAGGUACAUAUUUGUUUCCACUUAAAAAUGUGUGUGAAAUAGCCCACAUGCAGAAAAGAAAAAAGACUGGACUAAUGGCUCCAACUCUUUCUAAAGUCAUAGAAAUGGCUCUGUAAUACAGUUGGGACUGUCUUAUUUGAGAAAUUCUGCUUUUACUGUUUCUGAACUCAAAUAUGGGCCAAUCCUGACAGACUGUAAAUAUGAGAACCCACUUGAAUCUAAAUCCAAGUUGUACAAGUGUCUCAUAGUAUGUAUCCCUUAAAUCCUAAGGCGACUUUAGUUCAAGCUUUCUUGGCCUGGGUGGGAUAUAAACAGCAAGCACAUAGCACAUAUAGGAAAGCCUUCUGUGGCUGGAUGUGGAGAAGUACUGGCUGGCUGUGGAGCAUUAGGCAUUAGGACCAAGGCAGUGUAUCUGUGGUUACAGUUGGAACAAAACCUCUCCACUCCUGCUUUCUCUGGGUUCUUAUGUACUAUAAACACUAGAUUUCCUGGUAGUCCCUAACUACAUUUCACUUUUUGAAAAGACAGGCAGACAGUGGGGGUAAAGAACCAAAUGUCUUAAUAUCCUGCUUUAACUAUAUGACUUUGGCUAUCUGGCUUCCCCCAUAUAGGCUCCUUUUUCCAUGAGUGAGAAGAGAAAGCUAAGUCCCUUCUCUUGCUAGGGUUCUCCGAGUCUCCUCAUCUCCUUCAGUUCUGUCUUGAGAGCAUGUGUGUGGCCCACCUCCUUAACAGUUAAUACACUUCGGCUUCUCUUACAACCAUGAAUUUUUGGAGAACCCCCUCAACCAUUCUUCCAUGUUCCUGUGCACAUGGCAGAAUGAAAGAAGUUAGGUUGUUCUGCUACUCAGGGACUCCUUGGCAUCAUUCAUAUUAAUAAAGUCCCGUGAGCUUGCAAUGUAUUAUAAUUAGAGCUGAAGGAUACAUAAGAAAAUGUGUGGUCCGAUCUUCUCACUAGUCAAUGGGAAUUCUUGUUCUUCAUUCUUCCUCAGUUUUCACAUGCCUGCUCUCUUGAAAUAACUGUGUCCCAACUUUGCUCAUUAGCAAAAUGCCUCAAACCUUCAAAACCCCUGAAUACAAAUGGCUCAUUGCCUAAAUAGUUGCUAACAUAGACAGCAUUCUGGGUGUCUAAAAUUCUGGUAUAUGGAACUUAAGGUAGUAGUUUUAGCAUCUCUGCUAUACCUGUGUCUAGAGACGAUUUAGGAGCUGGAUUCAGCUUCCUGUCUCUUUCAGUCAACAUCAGGGCACAGACAAUGUGUCUCUUUACUAGCUACUAGACAAACAGAGAGAAGAGCACGGUCUGAAUAUUGCUGUGUGUUCUAAGACAAAUCUUGUUACUUCCUUGUGAGUUGUAAAUGAAAGAGUUAGAGGGAGUUUUUGAUAGCCAGUGACCAAAACUGAUAAAACAUAUAGUGGAUUAAAUAAUGGGUUGAGCUAGACCUUCUUAUUAGGAAUAUUGUAAUUGGCCCAUCUCUUCUCUAAGGAAGCAAAAGUUUUAUUUUCAAAUCAAGAACCUAAAAUCAGAUGAGAAACCGGAGACCCAUGUGGUGUCCCUUCUUUGUCUGUGCAGAACACACAGGGGCUGGAACCGAGACAUUUCAUGCCUGGCUUCCAAAGAUAAUCACGUUUAGCACUUAUGUCUUUGGCGAAGGAAAAAAAAAAUCAAUUUUUGCUGUAGAAAACCAUCUGUGUUUAUUCAAUUGACAGAUACUACCUUUCAAUCUAUUUUAAAUUGAGACUCCCUGAGGCAGGCAGCUCAACAGUGAUAGAUUAAGCAAUAAACAAAGCAGUUUCCCCAGCAAGGAAGGACUGCUGCUAGCAGGGAAGGUCCAGCUGCCAUUGGGAGUGAUAUUCUACAGCAAGAUGAUCCUCCCUGCUUAAUGCAGACAAAGCCCCUCCCUGCUGAUGAUUUUAUGAUUCCCCAUAAACAUGGAUGGCUCAACCCAGUUCUUCUGGCUGCUCUUACUUCCCCACUGAAUCUAGCUUUCUGCCUCAUUAGCAAGGCCUCUUUGCCCCACUAAUAAUUUGGUUCUUCAGCUUGGAGGAUGGAUAGCCCAUAGGGAAACUGUUCAGAAGCUGCUACAGAUGAAGCAACCUUGUCUUGUUAUGAACAUGAACACUGAACAGAAAUAAAUGAGCUUGGCUAUAGGACAUGGGAGAACUUGGGUUAUAAAGUUCUUGUUUCCGCCAAAAGGAGAGGUUAGUUAUUGGUUUCCAAGCCCCAUCAUAUGUCAGAUGGCUUCUAGGAAAAGAGAUUAUCUUUGUUUGGAGAAUGAUAUGUUGAAUGGCACCCUCAUCCGUUGACUAAAAGGUGGCUAAGUCACUUCCCCCAGAAGCCAGACAGAAACAGUUGCCCUGAGGACCUGACUGUAUGAGAACUGAAUAAACAGUGUACCUUGAAUCUUGGUAAAAAAGGGGAGAUAAACACUUUCCUGCCAUCUUCUCUCUUCUUAUCCAUACUAGGAGGACACUGUUGGGAGAGAAUGGAUUAGAAAUAGCCUUGGCAUUCUGGGAAGAACAGAGAAUAUUUUACAAAAUUCAUCUACCCAUCAUAGGAUGAACUAAGAACUGAAAGGAAGCAGUUCUUGCUUUUAUGGGACCAAUCUCUCUUUCUCUCUUUCUCCAUGUGCAUGUGCACACAUGCUAUUCAGGAAAACAUAACAGCCCUAGGCUCUGCUUUCUUCUAUGUCCAGAUUGCUAUUUCUCCCAGCCACCCCUUACCACAGCGUACAGACACAAUGUAUUUAACACUGCUCUGUUCUUACUAUAACUUUACCCUUCAGGAUCAGUGAGAUAGCUCAAUGGGUAAAGGCACUUACUACCAAGCCGGACAAGGUGGGUUCCACCUGAAGAACCCAUGUGGUAAAAGGGGAGAACCUCCACGCAUGCCCCAUACAUAACCACCCUGACCAACACACACACACACACACACACACACACACACACACACACACAGAGAGAGAGAGAGAGAGAGGGAGAGAGAGAGAGAGAGAGAGAGAGAGAGAGAGAGAGAGAGAGAAUCAAUCAUUUGGGCCUUCAAAGAUAUCCUUUAUUUAGAUAAAGGAGGAUCAUAUGUAUGCUCCAGAAGAAUAUCUAUCUAGAGCAGUCAACAGCACAAAAAGAACAAAGUUUCCUCUUAUGUUAAAACUGCACUGGAUGGAGUUCAAAUAUCUUCAUAAAGUUUCAAGGUUGCACAUGUGUUCAAUUUUGGAACCUUGUGUUAUACUAUUAUGAUCCAUGAUUAAUUCAAAAGAAUAUUGCAUUUACCUCAUGUUCAUGGUCUAUAAAGUAUUCUCACACUCAUUACCUCAUUAAACCAUAGGUUUUCCCACUAGCCAAAGAGCCCAUUUCCAUCCUUUACUAUGGGAAUUUAGAAGUAUUAAAUUCACUUGCUUGUGACCAUCUAGCACUGAAUUAAAAUGCCCAUGGAACCAUGGGACUGAAACAUGAGCUGUCAAAAUCAGACCACAUUUGACCUACAAGAAAGCUGUUUCAUCCAUGCUGCAAUUUAAUCUGAUUCCCAUUUGCUCUAAUCUGAAUUAACUAUGCUUUAGACUUUGUGGUUCGUUCUGUGAAAAUGACCAUCACUGCUUCCCUGGUUUUCUUGGUACAAAGGAGUUAGUAAGAUUUUCUGGGCUGAAUAGAAGUGGGGAUAACUUCCCAUGUUAUAAGGAAAUGGAAGGCAGAGACACAGGACAAGAUGCUUGAGGGAAAACGAUGGUUAUGAAAUGUGUAACAUUUAUCCAGAAUCUGAAUGAAGUCCUGUGGCUUUGAAUGUGCUAGCAGGCUAGGAAGGUGAUGUCACCAAACAUUCAUAUAUGAACUGCUAUCCUGUUUCAAGACCAUUACUUUAAUAGUCCUAAGGUUACAUGGAAGAGUCAAAUGGCAAAAUACACAUAUAGGCCAGAAUUUUUCUUCCACCCAGUGUUUCUUCCCAAAUUCAGGGUGUGUGAGAAAUGAAGCUCACAGGACUUAAUACAAAGCUCUCUUGUAGAUUUGUCCAAAAGCCAGAACUAGUGGUAGACUCAAAGGGAUCAAAACAUACAGGUAAAGGAUUCACUGGAGGCCAAAGCUGAGAUGCAGUACAAACUGGUGGAGCAGGGAAAUCCCUGAGCUUACACACUCAUCCCAACCCAGAGAUAUACUUCAGUUUGCAAGCAUCAACUGAAUCACAUUGUUGUAAUCUCAGCAUUCAAGAAGCUGGGGCACAAGAAUUGUUGUAAGUUCCAGGCCAGCCUGGGCUACAUAAUGAGACUUUGUCUCAAAGUAGCAACAAACCCCAACUCAACAACAAAUAACUCAACAAUAGAUAAAGUCAGAGAAGAUGACCCAAGUAUUCACAAUCUGGCCUUCUUUGAUAUCAGGAUUCAUUGGAGAAGAGGGAUCAGGAAAGAGUCAGAGCCACUCACUCCCUCUCCAUCGUCUCACUAAAUGAAUAGAUAUGGCAAUGGUUGAUUUCUAGGAUCCUGGAGACAGAGGCUACAUGAAUGGCCUCUAAUAGAAAAAUACUUUGUGGACUAAGGAACUUGGCCAGGAACUCAAAUAUGCAUCAGUAGUCAAGAUGCCUAGCUCUGGAUGUCCUGCUGGAAUCUCAGAUUCUAUGGUCUCUCUGCUCCCUCUGAGCUCCACAUUUCUAGGAGCUAAGAUUUAUAUUUCCUCAAAUUCAAAACUCACUCCCAGAAUAAUAGAACAUAGUGAGACUUUCAUAACUUUAUGGUUUCUUAAGAGAAUCUUUUUAAAUGGAUGAUAAAACUUCAUAUAUUCAAGACUUCAUUAACUCCCAGACAAGCUUGAAUUUUUUUUCAGUAUAACUCAGGACCUCAAUAUUAAAGACAUACUGUAGAAUUCAAAGUUUUCUUUAUGUUGGCCUUAGCUAUUGACAUUGAUAUGCUUAUGACAAUGACAUACAGGGUUUGAGGUGACACAGUCCAGUGAGUUGUGAAACUACAUGGCACAAGCUUCUUUAGUGUUAUUUUAUGUUUUGUUUUAAAUACUAGGCACAUGUUAUAUAAAUUAUAAUUGUACUUGUUAAUCUUAGCAUAAAUAUUUAUUGCUUUGAAAAAUGCACUCUGGGUUAAAUAACUCAGAAUGAGUUCCAGGUGUGGGACUUAUUGUAAAUAAUGUCAUAGUUUGGUUUUGUCUGGAUUCUUUGGAGUCUACACAAUUAAUGAAUCGUGUAGAAGAAGUUCGCAACACAAUGCAACAGACUCAGAGCCUUUUAACUUUGCCGUGUGUGUAACUGUGUGGCUGGGUAAACCUUGCUCAGUAGAAAGUGUACUCUAUGAUUGAUUUGGAUUUUUCCAGAAAUCUUUCCAAUACUACUCUCCCAUCAUAUGUGCUCUCUAUGACAGUAGCUCAACUCCAGUGUAGAAAACUGAACAUUCAAAGUGGUAGAAAAUAAGUACUUGCUUUUGUUUUUGUGACAUAAUAAAGUAUAAUUUAUGAACUGGACAAAUGCAUGUAUCCAAUGUUCAAUAAAAUAGUUGUUGCAUGACUGCA
Mastomys coucha (southern multimammate mouse) is the source of this 8168-nucleotide messenger RNA. RefSeq names its product gastrin releasing peptide receptor (gene Grpr). Gene Ontology annotation, molecular function: G protein-coupled peptide receptor activity. Bases 421 to 1575 code for a protein of 384 amino acids. Gene Ontology annotation, biological process: G protein-coupled receptor signaling pathway. Gene Ontology annotation, cellular component: membrane. NCBI's taxonomy places the organism in Eukaryota, Metazoa, Chordata, Mammalia, Rodentia, Muridae. The record is from RefSeq and is a predicted model, not a curated record. The transcript is spliced from 3 exons.